GGCGCGGCCGGACGGCGCGGCGGGCAGUCGGCGCGGUGGCGCAGGAUGAUGCGGCUGUGGCGCUCGGCGCUGCUGCGGGAGCUGCUGCUGCUCGGCCCGCCGGGGGCGGCCGGCGGCGGGGCCCCGGCCCCGGCACCCGCCGCCGGGACCAGGCGCCUCCAGCCGCCGUUCGCCGCUCUCGGCGCUAGCCCGCCCGCCGCCCGCCGCGGCCCGGCGGCGCUGCCGGCAGCGCGAGGUCUGUGCACCCGCUCCGAGGGUGCCUUGGAGGAGCCGGGGAAGGGGGCGCAGGCGCCGUCGCCGACUCCCGGCGAGCCCCCCGCCGACAGCGGCCACAACAAUAACCACGGCGGCGGCAGCAAAGAGAUGGCCGUAGGCGGCGGCGGGGAGAAUAAAAUAAAACAAGGUCUCCUUCCCAGCUUAGAAGAUCUGCUUUUCUAUACUAUUGCAGAAGGACAAGAAAAAAUACCAGUUCAUAAAUUCAUAACUGCACUCAAAUCUACAGGAUUACGUACGUCUGAUCCUCGAUUGAAAGAGUGCAUGGAUAUGCUGAGACUGACUCUUCAGACUACUUCAGAUGGUGUUAUGCUGGACAAGGACCUUUUUAAAAAGUGUGUACAGAGUAAUAUUGUGUUGCUUACUCAAGCUUUCAGAAGGAAGUUUGUCAUUCCAGAUUUUAUGUCGUUUACUUCCCAUAUUGAUGAGCUAUAUGAAAGUGCUAAAAAACAAUCUGGAGGAAAGGUUGCUGACUAUAUUCCACAACUGGCCAAGUUCAGCCCUGAUUUGUGGGGGGUGUCACUUUGCACCGUGGAUGGACAGAGGCAUUCUGUGGGUGAUACCAAAGUUCCAUUUUGUCUCCAGUCCUGUGUGAAACCUUUGAAAUAUGCGAUUGCUGUCAAUGAUCUUGGCACAGAGUAUGUGCACAGAUAUGUUGGUAAAGAGCCCAGUGGACUGAGAUUCAACAAAUUGUUCCUGAAUGAAGAUGACAGGCCUCAUAACCCUAUGGUGAAUGCUGGAGCAAUUGUGAUCACAUCUUUAAUCAAGCAAGGAGCAAAUAACGCAGAAAAAUUUGACUACGUGAUGCAGUUCAUGAAUAAAAUGGCUGGUAAUGAGUAUGUUGGAUUCAGUAAUGCCACGUUUCAGUCUGAAAGAGAGAGUGGAGAUAGAAACUUUGCAAUUGGCUAUUACUUGAAAGAAAAAAAGUGCUUUCCUGAAGGCACGGAUAUGGUUGCUAUACUAGACUUCUAUUUUCAGCUUUGCUCAAUAGAAGUAACAUGUGAGUCAGCAAGUGUGAUGGCAGCAACUCUGGCUAAUGGUGGCUUUUGUCCAAUCACUGGUGAGAGAGUCCUGAGCCCCGAGGCAGUCCGGAAUACCUUGAGUUUGAUGCAUUCCUGUGGCAUGUAUGACUUUUCAGGGCAGUUUGCCUUCCAUGUUGGUCUUCCUGCAAAGUCUGGAGUUGCUGGUGGGAUUCUUCUGGUUGUUCCUAAUGUCAUGGGCUUGAUGUGCUGGUCACCUCCUUUGGACAAGAUGGGCAACAGUGUUAAAGGAAUUCACUUUUGUCAUGAUCUGGUUUCUUUGUGCAAUUUCCAUAACUACGAUAAUUUGAGACACUUUGCAAAAAAGCUUGAUCCUCGCAGAGAAGGAGGUGAUCAGCGGGUGAAGUCUGUGAUAAAUCUGCUGUUUGCUGCCUACACAGGGGACGUGUCUGCACUCCGGAGGUUUGCUCUGUCAGGAAUGGAUAUGGAGCAAAGAGACUACGACUCACGGACAGCCCUGCAUGUGGCAGCUGCAGAAGGACACGUGGAUGUUGUCAAGUUUCUGCUGGAAGCAUGCAAAGUGAAUCCUUUCCCCAAAGACAGGUGGAACAACACUCCUAUGGAUGAAGCUUUACAUUUUGGACACCAUGAUGUUUUUAAAAUUCUUCAAGAGUAUCAGACCCAAUACACGCCAUCAGAGGAUAACAACGACGGGAAGGAGAACCGAACGGUUCAUAAAAAUCUGGAUGGCUUGCUAUAAUCAUCUCCAGCUAGACCCUAAGAAUCAAAUCACUUACCUAUUUAAUUGUGGUAUGCAUAAGUAAUGAAGAGCGUGUGUGUUUCUAUCUGAUAGUGGUAUAUAUUUUACAGAAGUCUCUGUUACUUCAGUGUUACGUUGCAGGAGUUUCUAUACGCACAGGACAAAUCCAAUCUCUUCAAAAGAAACAAAACCAACUAAGAAUCUCCCUCCAUAAUGUGAGCAAUAUUACCUCAUGCUGCAUAUAAUUGAUGUAUAAAAAUAUUUAGCUGUUGUUGGCUUUACUGUGCACUACUUAAUUUAUUUUUGUGUUCUAUGUGAACUCUAGUCUGUGGUCAGGAACUUUUCUGCUGAAUUUUUGUUUCUUUAGCCCUCUGUUUCUAGUAUGGCCAGGAUGAGCCAGAGUACUGUCAGGUAUGAGCGUCAGUGAGGUUUUUUGAAAGCUGAGGAUGCUGAUGUAGAUGUAGGCUGGGUGUGUUAAGUAAGGAUCUGCACUUAUCUUUGGGAAAAAAUAAAAAAAAGAAUUCCACACAACCUUGUUUACAUAAUAUAAAUAUCACAGAGUAUAUAGGUGACACUUGUCAAUGGUCUGGGCUUGUUCUUAGAGAUAGUCGUGUCAGGGAACGUGUUUUAAGGUUUGUUUGACCAAAUGGUGUAGGGGAGUGUGACGUGUAGCUGGGUAUGUAGUGGGAUUUGUGUCUUGGGAGCGUUUCUCUCAGUUCCUCUGUCUUGCCUUGCUCCUCUCUCUCCACGUUCAGCUGCUAAAGUACUUCCCUGUGGCCAGGGAAUGUGGGUGCUUCCACUCGGUGCAGGUGUUCCUUGCAGGUGUUUUUGCACUACCCUGGGGGGCUGGCAGGGGCUGCUCCCUCCUGGAGGCGGCCCCAGGAGCCAGCCAGGGCAUGGAAGUGCUUGAAAGGCAAAGAACCAAACCAAAUACAAUCUGAGCUCAUUGAGGCUUGUGGCAAGGAGCACGCAUGGAGUGAAACAGCUUUAAGGAGCGUAGAGCCAAUCCGAACAGGAGCAGAGCAGGAGAUAAGCCAGGUUUUGGGGUAUGUUCUCUCCUUGCACUGCCAUCAAACCAGGGAGCAGGAUAUUGCAUCGCUGGGAUUCCCCUGGUGUAGGACAGGAGUUUAGCACCAGGAGCACAAGUGAGUAAAUGCCUUUUGUGGUGAAUGGUGGCAUUCAUUGUCUUGCCACUGAAGCCAGCAUGGCACGUGCCCUGUCGUGGAAAAUGUGGAUGCAGGUAUUGUAGUUCACACAAGCCCAAUAUUGCCACAGCUCCCUGUCCCAGGUACAAUUGCUUCUGCCAGUAGUGUGGCACAAACCUCAGAAGUGGGCAGUCACUUCAGAUACUCACAACACACUACAGUUGUUGGACGUAGGCAAGGAUUUUAGCACAAGAGUUUUAGGCAGGAAUCAUUUAGCACAUGGAAAAGGAGAUUGUGCUUGAGAAUUGUGUAUAUGGUGGUUUUUAUCCUAGCACA
Zonotrichia albicollis (white-throated sparrow) is the source of this 3494-nucleotide messenger RNA. RefSeq names its product glutaminase (gene GLS). Gene Ontology annotation, molecular function: glutaminase activity; protein binding. Lineage: Eukaryota; Metazoa; Chordata; Aves; Passeriformes; Passerellidae. The record is from RefSeq and is a predicted model, not a curated record. Gene Ontology annotation, biological process: L-glutamine catabolic process.